This is a messenger RNA of Vespa crabro (European hornet), 2265 nucleotides long. RefSeq names its product very long-chain specific acyl-CoA dehydrogenase, mitochondrial (gene Acadvl). The transcript is spliced from 8 exons. Bases 168 to 2063 code for a protein of 631 amino acids. NCBI's taxonomy places the organism in Eukaryota, Metazoa, Arthropoda, Insecta, Hymenoptera, Vespidae. Gene Ontology annotation, molecular function: flavin adenine dinucleotide binding; very-long-chain fatty acyl-CoA dehydrogenase activity; fatty-acyl-CoA binding. The record is from RefSeq and is a predicted model, not a curated record.
AUAAAUUAAGUGUAUGAUAUUUUUUUAUACGUUUUCGUUAAAUUUUAUUGUUUUCUUAUUCUAUUUGUAUUAAUUUAUACGUACAGAUAUUUAAGAAUAUAAAUUGUAUAAUAUUUUAUUGAUUAUUUGGUGCUUAUUAUCAUCUGAUCAUAUAAAGAUCUUAAAAAAUGAUUCGUUUGAUAAAAUAUUUUCCAUCAGGCAGUUUUAGAAGAACUUUUAAUACGAAUAUAAAAUGUUAUGCAGCUACUCAGACUGUUGUAAAAACUGCAAAGACAGAAAAAGUAGAAAAAAUUAGUCUUGGGAAAGAAAGUCAAUCGUUUACCACCAACAUCUUUCGAGGACAAUUGCAAAUAAAUCAAGUAUUUCCUUUCCCUGAACCAUUAAAUGCAGAACAAACAGAAACAAUUAAAAUGUUUCUUGACCCAAUAGAAAAGUUUUUUGAGGAGGUUCAUGAUCCUGUAAAAAAUGAUGAAACACAAUCAGUAGAUGAAAAAGCUAUAUCAACUAUGUGGGAUCUUGGUGGCUUUUGUCUUCAAGUUCCAACGGAAUAUGGUGGAUUAGGACUAAAUAAUACCCAAUAUACUAGAUGUGUUGAAAUUUGUGGGUACCAUGAUUUGGCAUUUUCAAUUGUUUUAGGUGCACAUAUGAGUAUAGGAUUUAAGGGUAUAACAUUAUUUGGUACACCAGAACAAAAGAAAGAAUAUCUUCCUAGAGUUUGCAACCAUGAAUAUGCUGCAUUCUGUUUGACAGAACCAUCUUGUGGAUCAGAUGCUAGUGCAAUACAGUGUCGUGCAGUUAAAUCUACUGAUGGAUCCCAUUAUGUUCUUAAUGGUAGUAAAAUUUGGAUAUCAAAUGGUGGUAUAGCAGAUAUUUUUACUGUCUUUGCAAAAGUACCGGUUAAAGAUCAAAAAACAGGAGAAACAAAGGAUAUACCAACAGCUUUUAUUGUUGAAAGAGGGUUUGGUGGUGUAACAAAUGGUCCACCAGAAAAAAAAAUGGGUAUUAAAGCUAGUAAUACAAGUGCUCUUUUCUUUGAAGAUGUAAAAAUACCAGUAAAAAAUCGUUUGGGUGAAGAAGGACAAGGAUUUAAGAUUGCAAUGAAUAUUUUAAACAAUGGUAGAUUUGGUAUGGUAGCAGCUCUAGCAGGUAAUAUGCGUUACUGUAUUAAACGAUCUGUAGAACAUGCAACACAACGUGUACAAUUUGGACAUACAUUAGAUAACUAUGGUUCAAUUCAGGAAAAGCUUGCACGCAUGACCAUGUUACAAUAUAUUACUGAAUCUCUUGCAUAUAUGAUUUCUGGUAACAUGGAUAAAGGUAGUCAAGAUUAUCACUUAGAAGCUGCAAUUGGAAAAUGUUUUGCAUCAGAAUCUGCCUGGUGGGUAUGCGACGAAGCUAUACAAAUUCAUGGUGGCAUGGGAUAUAUGAAAGAUACGGGAUUAGAACGUGUAUUACGAGAUUUACGUAUUUUUAGAAUAUUUGAGGGUGCAAAUGAUAUUCUUCGUCUAUUUAUUGCCCUUACUGGUAUACAGUAUGCUGGAAGUCACUUGAAAGAAUUACAAAAUGCAUUCAAAAACCCUACUGCCAAUUUAGGCUUAAUUGUUGAAGAAGCUACUAAGAGGGCAACUAGAGCAAUUGGUUUGGGUUCAUCUUUGAAUUUCGCACAUUUAGUGCAUCCUAGUUUAGCGGACAGUGCUGCAUUGUGUACAAAAAAUAUAGAGUCUUUUGGAGCUUGUAUAGAAACAACCCUUAUAAAGUAUGGAAAAGGAAUUGUAGAUGAACAAUUUAUUUUACAUAGAAUAACACAAGCAGCAAUGGAUAUAUAUACAAUGAUUAUUGUGAUGAGUAGAGCAACUAUGUCUGCAAACAAAAAUAUUCCAAGUGCACAGCAUGAACUUCUUAUAGCUCAGACUUGGUGUGCAGAAGCAUCUAGUCGUGCUGCAUAUAAUCUAAAGAUAGUAAAUUCUAAACAACAUUUAGAUCUUUUUAAUAACUUCAGUAAAAUUUCAAGAAAUGUAUGUGAUGGUGGUGGAUGUGUCCAGCUAAAUCCUUUAGGAUUUUAAUUAUAAGAAUAUAUAUUUAUAUCGAUUGAGAAGUAUAGGACGAUAUAUAUUGAAGAUCAGUCUAUCCCAUGCUAAAAAAUUAUAAUCAUUAUGCUUAUAUGUAAGAUAUAUAGUAUAUAAAUUUAUUCAAAUAUUAUUAUAUAUGUAAACUUGUGUACAAGUUUAUACUAAAUACAAGGACAGUCGAUUCAUUUUUGGAAAA